This is a messenger RNA of Rubroshorea leprosula, 997 nucleotides long. The record is from the annotation of a GenBank genome assembly. NCBI's taxonomy places the organism in Eukaryota, Viridiplantae, Streptophyta, Magnoliopsida, Malvales, Dipterocarpaceae.
AAUCAUAAAGUUGAGGGUGCAAAUUGACCUUUUAACUUAUAUGGUAAGUGUAACUUAUUUCUUUAUUUCAAAAAUGAAACCUAAUUUAUUGUUUUAAACAUUAAUGUGUACUUUUGUUAACCGAAUGCAGGAGGUGGAAAGCAUUGUCCCAGAAUGGUGCAAAGAAGCUAAAAAUCGCCAUGGUGACACCCCUUAUGAAGUACUUUCAAACAGCCACAAGGAAUUAGUGAAAGAGGGGGCCGAAUGGAUGAAGAAAACAUCAGAAUCUUUUACUGUUGUCGGUGCUCUCAUCGUUACGAUCUUGUUUGCUGCAGCUUUUACUCUUCCAGGGGGCAACGAUCAGAAUACCGGGUUUCCCAUGUUUUUACGAAAAAGAUCGUUUAUGAUAUUUAUAAUAUCUGAUGCAGUUUCCUUCUUCGCUGCAUCAACUUCAGUUCUAAUGUUUUUGGGAAUCCUCACAUCGCGCUUCGCCCAAGAAGAUUUUCUUGAGUCCUUACCCAGGAAGUUGAUCAUUGGCCUCUCCACUCUUUUUAUUUCUAUUGCAGCAAUGAUGGUUAGCUUUUCUGCUGCUCUUUUGAUUACACUUCAAGAUCAAUGGUGGGCAAUCAUUCCCAUAAUUAUGAUGGCUAGCAUUCCAGUUGCACUUUUUGUAUGGUUGCAGUUUCCCCUCCUCGUUGAAAUCUUUGUUUCGACAUAUGCUCCACGAAUUUUUAACAGAAAAAUGAAGCCUUGGCUAUAGUGGAGAGCAAGUUAAUUGAUGUUUUUGGAACGUAAGUGAGCAGUUUCCCCUCCAAGUUGAAAUUCUUUAGCUUGUUCUUUGGUUAUGUUUGUUUGAACUACUAAUUUCCCUGUUUUAUUUGGUUGGAUUAUCAGAUUUCUUGCUUUUAUUUAUGAGACCGUGGUUCAUGUACCUUCUCUGUGUAAAAACAAUAUUAGUCAUUGGUUAUAUUUUUAGAUUUCUUGCUUUAUUCCUAGCAUAUAAAUGAUUGAUGUCUUG